Molecule: messenger RNA, 3306 nt
Organism: Diospyros lotus (date-plum)
Lineage: Eukaryota; Viridiplantae; Streptophyta; Magnoliopsida; Ericales; Ebenaceae
Product: bifunctional aspartokinase/homoserine dehydrogenase 1, chloroplastic-like
Exons: 18
Coding region: 39-2852 (937 amino acids)
Biological process (GO): aspartate family amino acid biosynthetic process; L-homoserine biosynthetic process
Molecular function (GO): aspartate kinase activity; NADP binding; homoserine dehydrogenase activity
Source: RefSeq, a predicted model, not a curated record
GGUCGUACCCAAUCUGGAGCCGCUUCGGCUUAGAACGAAUGCUCGGCGGCUGCAACAAUUACCAGGCGCAGCCCCUCUCUCUCUCUCUCUCUCGGUUGCUGGCAAUGGCGUUUGCGUCUUCAAUCACUGCUUCCUUGCAUGGGCUCUCGUCCAAUACACUAUCCCGCGAAAGCUAUACCGCAUCGAGGAUCUGCUCUUCACCUCUCUCUCUACCUCAAUCCUCUGGUCCUGUCUCCAAACUGGAUUUGACCUGUCAAUGGAGCCAGAGAAAGUCAUUGCCCUUUCGUAUUUGUGCUUCAGUUGCAGAUGUUGUACGUGAAACAUCUUCAGAGGAAAAUCAGCUUGCCAAAGGUGACAUCUGGUCGGUUCAUAAAUUUGGAGGUACCUGUGUGGGAAGCUCCGAAAGAAUUCGAAAUGUUGCAGAGAUAAUUGUUAGUGAUGACUCAGAAAGGAAGUUGAUUGUUGUGUCUGCCAUGUCAAAGGUGACAGAUAUGAUGUAUGAUCUGAUUGACAAGGCACAGUCGCGGGAUGAUGCUUAUAUAGGUGCAUUGGAUGCUGUUCUAGAAAAGCACAAGUUAACAGCACUCGAUCUACUUGAGGGGGACGAACUUACUCAUUUCUUAUCACAGUUGCAUGAUGACAUCAAUAACCUUAAAGCUAUGCUUCGUGCAAUAUAUAUAGCUGGUCAUGCAACAGAGUCCUUUGCAGACUUUGUUGUAGGGCAUGGAGAGUUAUGGUCUGCUCAGAUGUUGGCAUCUCUUGUCAGAAAGAGGGGGAUGGAUUGUAAUUGGAUGGAUACAAGGGAUGUCCUUGUUGUAAACCCGACUAGUUCUAAUCAAGUUGAUCCAGAUUACUCAGAAUCUGAAAAAAGACUUGAGAAGUGGUUUUUGCAAAAUUCAUCGAAGGCAAUCAUUGCCACUGGUUUUAUAGCUAGCACUCCUCAAAAUAUUCCGACAACUUUGAAAAGAGAUGGAAGUGACUUCUCUGCUGCAAUAAUGGGUGCUUUAUUCAGGGCACGCCAAGUCACAAUCUGGACAGAUGUUGAUGGUGUUUAUAGUGCUGAUCCCAGAAAAGUAAGUGAAGCUGUGGUACUGAAGACAUUGACUUAUCAAGAAGCCUGGGAAAUGUCGUAUUUUGGGGCAAAUGUUUUACAUCCUCGGACCAUCAUUCCCGUGAUGCAAUAUGAUAUUCCAAUUAUUAUAAGAAAUAUCUUCAACCUCUCAGCCCCUGGAACUAUGAUCUGCCGUACUUCUGUCAAUGAGUUUGAAGACAGGACACAUUUGGAACCUGUGGUCAAAGGGUUUGCAACAAUAGAUAAUUUGGCUCUUGUAAAUGUUGAGGGAACUGGGAUGGCUGGUGUUCCUGGUACAGCUAGUGCCAUUUUUGGUGCAGUGAAGGAUGUAGGAGCUAAUGUUAUCAUGAUAUCCCAGGCUAGCAGUGAGCAUUCUGUGUGCUUUGCCGUCCCUGAGAAGGAAGUAAAAGCUGUUGCUGAGGCUUUACAGUCCACAUUUCGUCAAGCUCUGGACGCAGGGCGUCUUUCUCAGGUUGCAGUCAUCCCAAACUGUAGUAUUUUGGCAGCAGUGGGCCAGAAAAUGGCAAGCACUCCUGGAGUCAGUGCUACACUUUUCAAUGCACUUGCAAAGGCUAACAUUAAUGUCCGUGCCAUAGCCCAAGGUUGUUCAGAGUAUAAUAUCACUGUGGUUCUCAAACGAGAAGACUGUGUGAGGGCCUUAAGAGCUGUGCACUCAAGAUUUUAUCUCUCGAGAACAACAGUAGCAAUGGGUAUUGUUGGAGCUGGAUUGAUUGGUGGGACCUUGCUUGACCAGCUCAGAGAUCAGGCAGCAGUCCUCAAGGAAAAGUUUAACAUUGACUUGCGUGUAAUGGGCAUCACUGGCUCUAGGAGAAUGCUUUUGAGUGACAUGGGUAUUGACUUGUCUAAUUGGAGAGACCUUCUAAGGGACAAAGGAGAAGCGGCUGACGUGGAGCAAUUUGUUCAACAUGUGCAUGGAAAUCAUUUUAUUCCAAAUACUAUGCUGGUUGAUUGUACAGCAGACUCUGGUAUUGCAAGCCAUUACUAUGACUGGUUGCGGAGAGGAAUUCACAUAAUUACUCCAAAUAAGAAGGCAAAUUCAGGACCACUUGAUCAGUAUUUGAGGUUGAGAGCACUUCAGCGACAGUCCUACACACAUUACUUCUAUGAAGGUACUGUUGGAGCUGGUCUUCCAAUCAUCAGCACUUUACAGGGUCUCCUUGAAACUGGGGACAAGAUAUUGCGGAUUGAAGGCAUUUUCAGUGGGACUUUGAGUUACAUUUUCAACAACUUUUUAGGCACACGAGCUUUCAGUGAGGUGGUUAUGGAGGCAAAAGAGGCAGGUUACACUGAACCAGAUCCAAGGGAUGAUUUAUCUGGAAAGGAUGUGGCCAGAAAGGUGAUAAUUCUUGCCAGAGAAUCAGGUUUAAAGCUUGAACUUUCAGAUAUCCCUAUUGAGAGUCUGGUGCCAGAACCAUUGAGGGGUAAUGCUUCAACUAAGGAGUUUCUCCAGCAACUGCCGCAAUAUGACCAAGACAUUGCUAAGAAGCGUCAGGAUGCAGAUGAUGCCGGGGAAGUCUUGAGAUAUGUUGGAGUGGUGGAUGUGGUUAAUCAGAAAGGAGCAGUUGAAUUGGGAAGAUACAAGAAAGAUCAUCCUUUUGCACAGCUUUCGGGCUCUGACAACAUCAUUGCUUUCACUACCGAAAGGUACAAGCAACAGCCUCUGAUAAUCCGAGGACCAGGUGCAGGCGCCCAAGUCACAGCCGGUGGAGUCUUCAGCGACAUCUUGCGGCUUGCUUCAUAUCUAGGUGCCCCCUCAUAAUAACACUCUUCUGGAGCCAUGAACAUUGUGACGUCUUUCUUCUUCAAGGCCCCAAAUCUCAUCUCCUUCCCAUGUAGUCUCUAAGUCUCACCAUUCAGACUGUCUCCUUUAAGGUUUAACUUGUCAAGGAAGAUGUGUUGAUUAUAUGGUGCCUGGGCUAGUGCAUGGGUACCUGGAAAAAGUUGCCAGUGUUUUGGUUGAGAUGUUUUGUUUUGUUUUUCACUAGCUAGUUUGUCUUGUCUUAGCUCAAGAUUUACAGUUUUAUGCAUACUCUGGCUAACGCCAACUCUGGUUGCUCCAAUGAAUAGAGAGAAGAAUUGUCCAACAGCUCCAGGACAUCAAUCUUACGCUAAUAAUUAGGGGUCACAAUCCUGCUUUUCAUAAAGAUAAUCUAGAUUCGUUUUAUAAUUGUAAAGAUGCUAUUGACUCGUAAUUCUAUAAGAAUUUUUGUAAA